This is a messenger RNA of Aspergillus vadensis CBS 113365, 539 nucleotides long. RefSeq lists its product as uncharacterized. The record is from RefSeq and is a predicted model, not a curated record. The coding region runs from base 65 to 415 and encodes 116 amino acids. The transcript has a single exon. NCBI's taxonomy places the organism in Eukaryota, Fungi, Ascomycota, Eurotiomycetes, Eurotiales, Aspergillaceae.
CCGAGAACGGUCUUGGAGAGAGGCAGGAAAAGGCUGAGGAGGGUACAAUAACUGACGGUGAGGGAUGAGGUCCACAGUAACAUGCUUACUCGUUAUACAGCAGCCGGUUUGGUUUGGAACCAGCUGUUUUGCCUAUCUCGUUGCAGGGCCAAGAAGCCACUCGUCACGGAGUACGUCACCCUAUGAGGACUACGACCAAAUGAUGCUUGACGGGUCAUUUCCGGCGCGUCGGGCCCAUCCGGACACAUGCAGGUGUCGGUAUAUCGCAGCAUAUGCCACGCAGCUGUCGCACGGCUCCUGGUGGAUCGCAUCGUUGAUGACCGGCGAAUAUAUCUUUCGUGCAGCCGCCCUGAGCCACCACUGCUUAUAUCUUCCGGCAUUAUGCAGUACGCGCGUCUGUCGAUGUGAUGCGUGAUAUUACUGUAAAGCAGGAAUCAGAAGUGUACUUCAGACUUAGCAGCUUUACAGAUUAGUAUAGGGGUCUUCAUGCUUACGCUCCGUAUGCUAGUAACAUUGGCCUGAUUUCUGUUCUAUAGUUG